AUGGAGCAGGAAUACAGUUAUUCAAUGGAUGAUGUUGCGGUCGCCCACACCAAAUGUUUCAGGGAGUCAAUAUCACUGGAGAAAAGUCAAAAUUUCUUGGCUGGCGAACAGUUUACAGCAUACCAGAUUCUAUGGGGAGAUAAAGCCACCUUUGUCCCCAAACAGGCCCUUACUCUCAUCCAGGCACUGGUCGCCGGUUCCUUAUUCUAUAACGUAUUGAAUGACUCAUCUGGACUGUUUAUUAAGCCUGGAGCCUUGUUCUUUGCUCUGUUGUAUAACAGCCUUCUUUCCAUGUCUGAGAUAACCGUGGGCAUACCUAUUCUAGUUGCUCAAGUGAUAAUUUUUUCCAUUGUGUUGUAUUUCAUGUGUAUGAAAGCGAUGUUCCACGCUGUUGGAGCUGUAUUCAAAACAUUUGACGGUGCCUCGAAAGUCUCAGAGUUCCUGAUGGCUGCCCUUGUCAUUUAUACUGGUUAUAUGAUCAAAAAACCUUACAUGCACCCGUGGUUCAGUUGGAUAUUUUGGUUGGAUCCAUUAUCGUAUGGAUUCGAGGCACUUCUCGCGAAUGAAUGGCAUGGGAAAACUAUCGACUGCGUCGGGAGCAACCUAAUCCCCAACGGAGGAAACUACAGAUCCUGCACAUCAAUCAUGCGCAGGGGUCGGUGGUGCGAUUCAAGGUGA
Messenger RNA from Aspergillus wentii DTO 134E9, 678 nucleotides. RefSeq lists its product as uncharacterized. Bases 1 to 678 code for a protein of 225 amino acids. Lineage: Eukaryota; Fungi; Ascomycota; Eurotiomycetes; Eurotiales; Aspergillaceae. Gene Ontology annotation, molecular function: ABC-type transporter activity. The record is from RefSeq and is a predicted model, not a curated record. The transcript has 4 exons. Gene Ontology annotation, cellular component: membrane.